GCGCUGGCCAUUGGCGGACAGGAUGGGGGCGGGGCUUGGGGGUCGUUGCCGGCGCCACCCGGGGGUAAGGUAAGGGACGAGAAGCGAACCCCGCGACCGAGCGGCCUCGCGUCGACCUGGCUUCUUUAUCCUCCCCCGCGGGCCCCCACCACCUUCAGAAUGACGCUGGACGUGGGGCCGGAGGAUGAGCUGCCCGACUGGGCUGCGGCCAAAGAGUUUUACCAGAAGUACGACCCUAAGGACGUCAUUGGCAGAGGAGUGAGCUCCGUGGUGCGCCGUUGCGUUCAUCGAGCUACUGGCCAUGAGUUUGCGGUGAAGAUCAUGGAGGUGACAGCUGAGCGACUAAGUCCUGAACAGCUAGAGGAGGUGCGAGAAGCCACGCGGCGAGAGACGCACAUCCUUCGCCAGGUCGCCGGCCACCCCCACAUCAUCACUCUCAUCGAUUCCUACGAGUCUUCUAGCUUCAUGUUCCUGGUGUUUGACCUGAUGCGGAAGGGAGAGCUGUUUGACUAUCUCACAGAGAAAGUGGCCCUCUCAGAAAAGGAGACCAGGUCCAUCAUGAGGUCUCUGCUGGAAGCAGUGAGCUUUCUCCAUGCUAACAACAUUGUGCACCGAGACUUGAAGCCUGAGAAUAUUCUCCUAGAUGACAAUAUGCAGAUCCGACUUUCAGAUUUUGGGUUCUCCUGCCACCUGGAACCUGGCGAGAAGCUCCGAGAGUUGUGUGGGACCCCAGGCUACCUAGCACCAGAGAUCCUUAAAUGCUCCAUGGAUGAGACCCACCCCGGCUACAGCAAGGAGGUUGACCUCUGGGCCUGUGGGGUGAUUUUGUUUACACUCCUGGCUGGCUCACCACCAUUCUGGCACCGACGUCAGAUCCUGAUGUUACGCAUGAUCAUGGAGGGCCAGUACCAGUUUAGUUCACCUGAGUGGGAUGACCGUUCCAACACUGUAAAGGACCUGAUCUCAAAGCUGCUACAGGUGGAUCCUGAGGAGCGCCUGACAGCUGAGCAAGCCCUACAGCACCCCUUCUUUGAGCGUUGUGAAGGCAGCCAACCCUGGAACCUCACCCCCCGCCAGCGGUUCCGGGUGGCAGUGUGGACUGUGCUUGCUGCUGGACGAGUGGCCUUAAGCACCCAGCGUGUCCGGCCACUGACCAAGAGUGCACUGUUGAGGGACCCUUAUGCGCUGCGGCCAGUGCGGCGCCUCAUUGACAGUUGUGCCUUCCGGCUCUAUGGGCACUGGGUGAAGAAGGGUGAGCAACAGAACCGAGCCGCGCUCUUCCAGCACCAGCCCCCUGGGCCUUUUCCCAUCAUGGGCCCUGAAGAGGAGGGGGACUCAGCUGCUAUCUCUGAGGAGGACGCCAUGCUGGCACUGGGCUAGUGCUUCAGCCCUGGGGAACACCAGAAUGCAGUACUCUCCGGGAGGAGGAUUUUUAUCAUUCCAGCCCUUCUGGGC
Molecule: messenger RNA, 1455 nt
Organism: Canis lupus familiaris (dog)
Lineage: Eukaryota; Metazoa; Chordata; Mammalia; Carnivora; Canidae
Gene: PHKG2
Product: phosphorylase kinase catalytic subunit gamma 2
Exons: 10
Coding region: 160-1380 (406 amino acids)
Biological process (GO): glycogen biosynthetic process; protein phosphorylation
Cellular component (GO): phosphorylase kinase complex
Molecular function (GO): ATP binding; calmodulin binding; phosphorylase kinase activity
Source: RefSeq, a predicted model, not a curated record